AGGAAAGUGAAAUGUAAACAACAAUGAGAAACGGCAAAAAAGUGUUAAAGAAAUUAUUGUUGUUGUUGCUGCACAGCAAUUGCCGCCACAGCCAGAGCUUUGAAGAGUGCAACGACCAUCCGCAUCAAUUGCAGCGAGAAGACAGCAACAAGGCCAAGGAGAAGAUCUAAAACAAAGGUAUCGAACUUAGCUGAAUCGGAAAAUACAGAGCUAAAAACCCAAGUAAAGGCAAAUAGCAGCAAACAGCCAGCAGCUAGCACCCAGUCAGCUAUUACUGACUGACCCAAAAAAAGUUCCUGAUCUCAACCUACCAGCCAAAAGGACACAAGAAGAGUGAGAACGAGAGAGAGAGAGAGAGAGAGAGAGAGACAGAGAGAGAACAAAGUCAAAAAUGUCAUCCAACUGGCUACUAUAUCUCGGCCUUGUCUGGCUACUAACAGACUCUGCGGAGGGCGCUUCAAAGCGUUUCUUUACAGAUUUUCUACAGGAUCUGCCCACACCAGGCACUGGAGGACCCACAUUCGAUACAACAGUGGCCACAAAUAUAACGGGACUGGUGGGCAAAACGGUUAACCUUACAUGUCGGGUCAAAAAUCUGGGCAAUCGCACGGUCUCUUGGGUGCGACAUCGGGAUAUACAUCUGCUAACAGUGGGUCGUUAUACAUAUACAUCGGAUCAGCGUUUCGAGGCGAUGCAUUCUCCACAUGCCGAGGAUUGGACAUUGCGUAUACGCUAUGCCCAGCGCAAGGACUCGGGCAUCUAUGAGUGUCAAAUAUCGACAACACCGCCAAUUGGACAUUCAGUUUAUCUUAAUAUUGUUGAGCCCAUCACCGAGGUCAUUGGAGGCCCCGAGCUGCAUAUUAACAAAGGAUCCACCAUCAAUUUGACUUGCAUUGUGAAAUUUGCACCGGAACCGCCACCCACCGUCAUUUGGUCCCACAAUCGUCAGGUCAUAAAUUUCGAUUCACCUCGCGGCGGCAUAUCAUUAGUCACCGAGAAAGGUGUGCUGACCACCAGUCGUCUCCUGGUGCAGAAGGCCAUCCAGCAGGACUCGGGACUCUACACAUGCACACCAUCCAAUGCCAAUCCGACGUCGGUGCGCGUCCAUAUCGUCGAUGGCGAACAUCCGGCGGCAAUGCAUCAUGGCAACUCGGCGCCGCUGCAACCGCCGGCAAUGCUGUCAUUGCUCCUACUCACAUGCGGUGUACUGCUGCUAUUGCAAUCCUCCGCCCUGGCGAGAACCGAUACUAAUACCCACAUCCGAAACCGCACUCAUGCCCACCAACAACAGCAACACCAACAGCUCCAACUGAACUCUAGACAACGACAAGAAAAAAGAAUUCAAAGUUGUUAUCAGCAACAGCAGCAGCAGCAGCAGAAAGAAGAGCAGAAGGAGCAGCGGAUUCUGGUCCUGCCUGGGACAUAGCUGACUGGCAGGAAUAUUGCAACAGCAACCAAAUUGCCAACUGGAACCACAAACUAAGUUCUAAACUUUUGUGCAAUUUCCUAAAAAAAAUAACAAAAAACAAAAAAAAAAACAUUUGAAUACUUUCUCUCUUUGAAUUGAAAA
This is a messenger RNA of Drosophila willistoni, 1570 nucleotides long. It is a transcript of the gene dpr8, whose product is annotated as zwei Ig domain protein zig-8. Gene Ontology annotation, biological process: synapse organization. Gene Ontology annotation, cellular component: neuron projection membrane. Bases 392 to 1426 code for a protein of 344 amino acids. The record is from RefSeq and is a predicted model, not a curated record. NCBI's taxonomy places the organism in Eukaryota, Metazoa, Arthropoda, Insecta, Diptera, Drosophilidae. The transcript has 9 exons.